AUGGGACUGAUAUAUGCGGUUGCUCGUGCUGCAUAUAACUUGUGGUUGCACCCGUUGCGGCAUUACCCAGGACCUCGACUGUCGGCAGCUUCGGGUAUUCCCACUGUAUUGAUGAUCCUGCGUGGACAGCCUCACAAGGAAAUCGCAAACCUACACGAUCAAUACGGCGAGAUCGUCCGAAUUGGUCCCAAUGAGCUGAGCUUCGUCAACGCGGAAGCAUGGGAGAACAUCUUUGACCACCGCAAAGCGGGACAAGGAGAAAACGUCAAGGACCCGGCUUUUGCAGCACCUUUCUCCGGAAACAUUAUUGGUGCUGGCCGAGACGAUCAUCGCCGUAUGCGCCGCCUUCUAUCCCACGGGUUCUCAGCACAGAAGAUGUCUGAGCAGCAACCUCUCAUCAGACAGUACAUCGACUUGCUCAUACGCCGCGUCCGCGAGGUUGGUGAGCAGGGGUCAAAGGCGGUGGACAUGGUCUCCUGGUUUAACUGGACGACUUUCGACAUUAUCGGGGAUCUCGCCUUUGGCGAGCCUUUUGGUUGUCUCGAAAAUAGUGGUUACCAUCCUUGGGUUGCUGCAAUAUUCUCGGCCGUCAAGGUGAACACGUGGCUCGGGCUUGUUGCUAGGUAUCCCAGCUUAUCGUCGUCUUUGGCCUUGUUCAUUCCCAAGUCGAUGAAAGAAGGCGCCGAGGCCCAUGAUAAUCUCACCCGAUUAAAGGUUGACAAGAGGCUAUCACUGAAAACAUCUAGACCUGACUUUGUGGAUGCCAUGUUAUCAAAAGGUGAUCUGAGCAUGACCAAGGAAGAAAUCUACGACAACGCAGGACUCCUUAUUGGAGCUGGCUCAGAAACUACGGCAACUGCACUGUCCGCCGCGACAUUCUUCCUGACGAUGCAUCCAAAUGUUCUGCAAAAGCUGACACAAGAGAUUCGGACCUCUUUCGAGUCUGAAGACGCCAUAAACAUUCAAGGAGUUCAAAAGCUUGAUUAUAUGCUGGCAGUAUUGGAUGAAACCAUGCGCUUACAUCCACCUCCUCCGGUUGCAAACCUGCGCCAAGCAUGUCCUGGGGGCACCAGGAUUGGUGUCUGGCACUGGGCAAUGUUUCGCAACCCCAACAACUUUCUACUCCCUAAUUCAUUUAUCCCGGAACGAUGGUUGGGCGACAAGCGCUUCAUCAAUGACAACAAGCAAUCGUUCCAGCCAUUCUCAUAUGGGCCUCGCAACUGUAUCGGAAAAAAUCUUGCUUACGUCGAGAUGCGAAUCAUUAUGGCGAGACUGAUUUGGAACUUUGACAUGUUUCUGGCCGAAGAAUCUUGCGAUUGGCUGGAAAAGGAGGAAGUUUAUACCUUGUGGCACAAAGGCCCUCUAUACGUGAAGAUGAAGCCGAGGUUGAUAUAA
Molecule: messenger RNA, 1395 nt
Organism: Pestalotiopsis fici W106-1
Lineage: Eukaryota; Fungi; Ascomycota; Sordariomycetes; Amphisphaeriales; Sporocadaceae
Exons: 5
Coding region: 1-1395 (464 amino acids)
Molecular function (GO): oxidoreductase activity, acting on paired donors, with incorporation or reduction of molecular oxygen; heme binding; monooxygenase activity
Source: RefSeq, a predicted model, not a curated record